This is a messenger RNA of Capronia coronata CBS 617.96, 2589 nucleotides long. RefSeq lists its product as uncharacterized. Gene Ontology annotation, molecular function: RNA binding; protein binding. The record is from RefSeq and is a predicted model, not a curated record. NCBI's taxonomy places the organism in Eukaryota, Fungi, Ascomycota, Eurotiomycetes, Chaetothyriales, Herpotrichiellaceae. The coding region runs from base 1 to 2589 and encodes 862 amino acids. Gene Ontology annotation, cellular component: nucleolus. The transcript has a single exon. Gene Ontology annotation, biological process: ribosomal small subunit biogenesis.
AUGUCGCACGCCCGUCGGUCACAACCUGGCAGUGGCUUGAAAUUGCCAUUUGCGUUGCAAAAAGAGUUAGGCAUUGACGGCCCGCGAACGGGUGGGCGGCGACAACAUGGCGCAGUCAAGGACAGAAAGGAGCAGCGCAAGGCCGAAAGACACGAGCGGAAGCAGAAUAUAAGAGGCGCAAAGGGUCAAAGAUGGGCCGCAGCCGACAACGAUGGAUUCGAUCCGGAGGACGACGAAGAACCUGACCGACCAGACACUGUCCGCGAACGUAAUUCGGCGAAGAAGACAGCAGCGGCGAAGGCAACCAGUACCAGGAAGGAACAGCCUACACCGAAACCGAGGUCGAUCCUCAAAAAGCCGAGACAGCCAUCCCCGUCACUCUCAGAAUUAUCCUUGUCGUCUAGAUCACGGUCUACGUCUCCUGGUCUUGUCCUCGAUGCUUCCUCCCAAGCUUUCAAAGAGCGGCUUGCACAGGAUGAGGCGGAGAUCAAUGCGUUGGAGAGAAAGCUCGGACUCAAGAAGAACAAGUUGCCCAAAUCAUUCGCAGAAGACGGACUGGACGAUCUACUUGCAGGCUUGGACGCUGAGGACCGUGGAGUCAAGCGGAAGACCGAGGCGGAAGAGUGGCUGGAGAGGAAAAGGCGGAAAGCAAGUGAACAUCUGGAGGAGAGCGAUGAAGAUGAAGACGACUUAGAUCUUGGUGAUGAGGACUCUGAAGAAGAUGGAAGUUCGGAUAUGGACGGGCUGGGACUGGACGAAGAUGAGGAUGGUGCUUCUGACGACGACUUUGAGGAGUUUGGCUCCGACUUGGCGGGAGAGGACGACGAACACGACGAAGAAGAGGCCCCCCGUCCUGCGCCGAAGAAGGUACGAGAGAAUCCCUACGUCGCUCCAGUAUCACCGAACGCACCACCCGGCAAAUACAUUCCACCGUCUUUGAGGAAAGCACAAAAUUCCGAGGGGCCUUCAUUGGAGCGAUUAAAGCGACAAGUCCAAGGCCACCUCAACAAGCUUUCCGAAGCCAAUCUCGUGUCUAUCUUGGGCGAGAUUGAAAAGGUGUAUCAGACAAAUCCACGACAAGACGUGACCACCGUCCUGAUAGACCUUCUCCUGACCCAGUUCUGCAACAAAUCGGCGCUGCAGAACACGUUCGUCAUCCUACAUGCUGCAUUUGCUGCUGCGGUCUACAAAGUCGUCGGCGUCGACUUCGGCGCAGAGCUCCUCUCACAGAUAGUCGAGCGCUUCGACCAAUACCAUAAUGAUGCGGCUUCAGGAGGGAAGGAGUCGUUGAACCUGAUCAGUCUGCUGUCCAAUAUGUUCACGUUCCACGUGGUCAACAGCACUAUUGUCUUCGACCAUAUUCGUUUGCUGCUGGAAAAGCUGAGCGAAAGCAAUACCGAACUACUCCUUCGGUUGAUGCGAGACUGCGGGCCCCAGCUCAGACAAGACGACCCAUCUUCCCUCAAGGACAUUGUGCAGCUGAUGCAGAAGGAGACUGCGCGUAUGACGGCAGCUGGCGAGCAGAUGAGCGUGCGGACCAAAUUCAUGAUCGAAACCAUCACAGAUCUGAAAAACAAUCGAAUGAAGGCGGCGACCAACAAUGCAGGCCUCUCCAGCGAACAUAUCACGCAGAUGCGAAAAGUGCUUGGAUCCCUGAACAAUCGCACCAUCCGAGCCUCGGAGCCCUUGAGGACCAGCCGCGACGACCUCAAGAACAGCGACAGGAAGGGGAAAUGGUGGCUCGUCGGCGCGAGUUGGAAGGGCAAUGGCAAUACAGACACAAACAACCCAUCAACCACGUCUGCUGCAACAACGACAACAGACAACACCCUCUUCACUUCGAGUGAGCGAAUCCUGGACGACGACGACGAGUCCAUCGACCUCCUCGCCCUCGCUCGGCAGUAUGGUAUGAACACGGACGUGCGACGCUCUAUUUUCGUCGCCCUCCUCUCGGCUGUCGACGCUCAAGAUGCACAUAUGAGACUGCUCAAGCUGCGUCUCAAGCGGGCGCAAGAGCAAGAGGUUCCUCGCGUCCUCCUGCGCUGCGCUGCUGGCGAGAAUCCCUACAACCACUACUACACGCUGGUGGCGAAACGACUGUGUGCUGACAAGCGCAUGCGGAAGGCUUUCCAGUUCGCGCUGUGGGAUUUCUUCCGGCGAAUGGGCGAGAACCCGGAUCUGGACGACGAGAACGAUACCCGUGAAGAGGAGAAUGAUGUCAAGAUGAGCGAAGUCGCGAACCUGGCCAAGCUCUAUGCGCAUCUCAUCCUCGAUGGAGCGGAGACGUUGGGUGUUCUGAAGGUCCUUGAUCUGGCUUAUAUCAAGGAGCGAACAAGUAUGUUUGUCGAGUUGUUGUUGAUCAUGCUCAUGACCGAGGCGAAAGGGAAGGAGACGGUGCUGGAGAAGGUCUUUGGGCGGACUGCCGAGUCGCCACAGGUCAUCAAACGGCUGCAGUUUUUCAUCAAAAAAAAUGUCCGCAAGUCGGAUCUGGUCUCGAAGGACGACAGAGAGACUGUCAAGAGAGGUUGCAAGAUCGCGUUGGGCACGCUUCGGCGGCUGGAUCUGGGAAGUGCGGCGUUCGAUGACUAG